Molecule: messenger RNA, 1284 nt
Organism: Trichophyton rubrum CBS 118892
Lineage: Eukaryota; Fungi; Ascomycota; Eurotiomycetes; Onygenales; Arthrodermataceae
Exons: 2
Coding region: 586-1284 (232 amino acids)
Biological process (GO): translational initiation
Cellular component (GO): eukaryotic translation initiation factor 4F complex
Molecular function (GO): translation initiation factor activity; RNA 7-methylguanosine cap binding
Source: RefSeq, a predicted model, not a curated record
CAAUAAUGCGUCAGUAACAGUUAGCCAGCGAUGUUGACUCGCGAGAAAGAUCUCAGAGUUUGUGGGGGCCGCCGGUCCAGUUUCGAAUGCGUUUCGUCCUUUGCGGAUGGGCUCCAGCCAGACCCUGAGAAAGCCGCUGACGGGCCGAGCUCCAGCCUGGUUGGGCAAGUGAUACACUCUCUGUGGGCCAAUGAUGAUACGGCGGUUAUCAUGCAAGUUGUGCGCAUCAAGCAGAGGUGGCCAGGAACUCGAAGACCCUGUCGAUGAAUGCCCAGCUGAGAGAGCUGUUGGCCAUGAUUCGUCUGAUGCUUGCUUUGUCGAAUAGCAUCAAGGUUGGUACAUGAAGAUGCGUUUCAGGUCUUUGACCGUGCUGCAUUUCCCUGGCCUCUUUAAUGGUACAGACAGGGGUUCGGUUCUUCCUAUUGAUGUCUCUGAAAGGUGAUAUGCCACACCCUUAAGCGCUUCAUUCAGAGUACUGGCUCUUUGCCGUUUCUUAUAUGAAGACAUGUGUUCCUGAGACUUUGGUCUUUUCUUGUCUAUCAGUACCCCCGAAGCGCCAGCCACCCAAGAAGUCCUCUAUCCAACAUGGCCAUUCAACCUCCCAAGUCUACCGCCUUGGAACCGGUUACUGAAGACGAAGUUCAGGCCCUCAACCCAACUCGAAAAACACUUCAUCAGAACAUUAUAGGCAAACUGAGACCCUUGCCUUUUCAGUACCGAUGGGCCGUAUGGCAUGAGAAGCACUCUGAGUCUACCAACUACGGUGAUAGGUUAUACCCCUUGCACGACGAUGUCGCCGAUAUUGCGACCUUUUAUCGGAUAUACAACAAUUAUCCGUGGGGAAAGAUCAAAGUCCGCGACACUGUGCAUAUUUUUCGCCGUGAGACGAAACCCGUCUGGGAGGACCCUCAAAACUUGAAGGGAGGGUGCUGGACUUUUCGAGUUCCUAAGUCAAAGAGCCAGGCAUUCUUCCAUGAAGUAGCCAUUCUUUGUAUGGCAAAUGAGUUCCAGGCCGCAGUGCAGUCCGAGCGUGAUCAUGUUCUUGGAGUCUCGACAUCUGCUAGAUUUAACUCUAAUUUGAUAUCCAUAUGGAAUAAACAAGGAUAUAACCCAAAAGCCAUCAAGGCACUAGAGGAGGUUAUACUACAACGUCUGUCACCCGAACUUCGUCCAACCGCCGAAAAGUCUUACUUCUACAAACGCCAUGAUGAACAUGAUGGGUACCAGGCUGCAGUUGAAGCAGCACUUGGCUCUACUACUGACCGGAGUAAUACGUUGGAAUAA